AUGGCAGAUCCCCUUUUUUUGGACUUUUUACAAAAAGUUCAGGAAGGUGAACAAAAAAGAAAUGAGGCGAACGAGCUUCAGCAUAGUCUCAGCCACAACGAUAACCAUUCUCACAAGCAUAAUGCUAGACAAAAUAUUUUUAAAUCCAGUUCCAUGAAUAGGAAGAGAAGAGCCUCCAAUGAGGGCUACCGAAACGGAAAAAGCGCUGAUUCAGCAUUGAAGAGGCGUAAAGCAGUUCCAAAGGAUGAGGAUGAAGUACUUGAUGAGCCAAUAUUUGAUGCAGAACCACCGAAAUUUAUUGGCUUUCUUGACUUGCAGCGCGUUGAACAUGCGACCAAGAGUUUACAAAAAAGCGCCAAAGUUAUUCUAUCGCAAGCCCCUGACUUCGUUCAAUUGAGAGAGCUACUAAACUCAAGGGAUCUUGAUAGUGCCACAAGAAGCGACUUGAAACAAAGCGAUUUGAUGGCAUUAGCAUCAAGAUUGAAAACAAAAUACAAGUUGGGUCAAGCACCAAUACUCGAUCAGAUUAUCAAUGAAACUCUCAUACUUACUGAAGAAGACAAAGAAAAGUUAACUGAAUUAGUUGUUGAACAAGGUGGAACCAAAAAUCAAAUUGCUAUAGCACAUGUUGCUCCUAAUGAGAUAUCACCAAAUGGAAUUGAGCACACCUUACCAAACUUACCCCUAAUUAGUGAUAUCCACUUGUUUGAAAGGGUUUUUACCCACAAGUCCAAUGUCAAUAACAAGACCUAUCUCAAUGACCGAAACUUGAUUAAUAGCCACAAUGAAAGAUUGGAGUUUCUCGGUGAUUCGGUUUUGAAUAACUUGGUGACUUUAAUCAUUUACGAAAAUUUCCCUACCAGCUCAGAAGGUACUUUGUCAAAAAUUAGAGCAGAAUUAAUCAAUAAUAAAGUGUUGAGAGAUUUUGCAAUAGAAUAUGGCUUUGAUCAAAAACUAAGAACCAAUGUAUCCAAAGAAAUGAUGCUGAUGGGUGAAAAAAAAAUAUAUGCUGAUGUAUUUGAAGCUUAUAUUGGUGCAUUGAGUUUGGAAAGGGGGCUUGAUUUGGCCGAAGUGAGAAAGUGGUUAGAAAAUCUUUAUAAACCUUUGAUUGAAAAUCUCGAAAAAAAGUAUAUUGCUGAGCUUAUUGACAAAGAAGCCAAGACCGAACUAUACGCACUUAUUGGAAGAGCUGACGCGCGUCCAGAGUACGUCACUGUCAGCGACGGCGAUGGUUUGAAUAAAAAGUUUGUUGUUGAGUGCAGAAUGGGAAACGAAGUUUUGGCAAAAGCAGAGGAUCACAGUGUCAAAAAUGCGGGCCUACGUGCUGCCAUGAAGGCAUUGAAAAACACUGCAGCUUUGGAAAAAUAUGUGAUAGAAAGACAAGCUAUUGAACGCCCGAUAAAGCAAUCCAGAGUCGAGCGUUUAAGGGAAAAGAAAAUAGAGAAAAUGAAAAAGUUGAAAGAGCAAGAAGAAGCUGACGAAACGUCAACUGAAGAAACGCCUAAACGUCCCGAUUCUCCUAUUCGUACGUCCAUGUUUCCCAUUGAAGUCUUUGAUGACGUCGAUGUUGACGUUGAUGCCAAAAACAAAUUGUAUGCCACAUUGGGUGAGAAAACAGGGACCAAGCCCGAAUACAUUCUCAAAGAAUCCAAAAAUGGUGCGCAUACAGUGCAAUUAUUAGCUCGAAAAUUAAUUGUUGCUACAGCUACUGACAGGUCGAAAAAAAGGGCAACUGCGAGGGUCGCUGAUGCUGUGAUGAAAAAUCCCGAAGCUUUAAGAGAGUUGUGUAAGCGAUUUGACUGA
This is a messenger RNA of Lodderomyces parapsilosis, 1803 nucleotides long. It is a transcript of the gene DCR1, whose product is annotated as ribonuclease III. The transcript has a single exon. Gene Ontology annotation, cellular component: nucleus. The record is from RefSeq and is a predicted model, not a curated record. Gene Ontology annotation, biological process: rRNA processing; regulation of gene expression; primary miRNA processing. Lineage: Eukaryota; Fungi; Ascomycota; Pichiomycetes; Serinales; Debaryomycetaceae. Gene Ontology annotation, molecular function: double-stranded RNA binding; ribonuclease III activity. The coding region runs from base 1 to 1803 and encodes 600 amino acids.